AUGCUACCACCCAACGGACACAUUACACUAGCGGAGACAUCAACUGGGAGCUACAAGCCACGCCUGGCCAAGACCUUCUGGGAUAUGUCCAUCUACCACAUCGGCCAUCUAGGCAUCAGUGGCGACUACAAACUCAUCAUUUACGUGCUCUUCAUCCAGAAGGACACAUACUGGUUGAAGGGAAACAGUCGUUUGGAUGAGACAGUGGCUGAGGGCUUGUGCGUAAUAGCCAUUGAAUGA
Diplodia corticola is the source of this 240-nucleotide messenger RNA. RefSeq lists its product as uncharacterized. The record is from RefSeq and is a predicted model, not a curated record. The transcript is spliced from 2 exons. The coding region runs from base 1 to 240 and encodes 79 amino acids. NCBI's taxonomy places the organism in Eukaryota, Fungi, Ascomycota, Dothideomycetes, Botryosphaeriales, Botryosphaeriaceae.